GUCGGCUAAGGGAAAGGGUUGGACUACGCAGGCGCUUUGCUGGCGAAGAAGAGGCCGCCUGCGGAAAGGCUGCACUAGCGGCAGCUUGGCGUUGCGGAGGCGCUGAGCCUGGGGUUGGGGGUUUCAGCUUGUCUGCAUCAGGCGCCCUUGCUUCGUCCUUGCCUUUCCCCUUUAGACAUCGUCGCCGUCAUGCUCUGCCGGCUGGUCUACCGGGGCAGACAUGGCAUUAAACUGGUUGCACCUCUUGGAUGCCUGGGUUCCAGGCAAAAGCACACACUUCCCGACUUGCCUUACGAUUAUGGCGCCCUGACACCCCACAUCAGUGCAGAAAUCAUGCAGCUUCACCACAGCAAACAUCAUGCUACUUACGUGAAUAAUUUGAAUGUUGCAGAAGAAAAAUACAAAGAGGCCUUGGCUAAAGGUGAUAUUACAGCUCAGGUGUCUCUUCAGCCAGCUCUGAAGUUCAAUGGUGGAGGACACAUCAAUCACUCUAUCUUCUGGACAAACCUUUCUCCAAAUGGUGGAGGGGAGCCUAAAGGCGAGUUAUUGGACGCAAUUAAGCGAGAUUUUGGCUCCUUUGCGAACUUUAAGGAGAAAUUGACAGCUGUAUCAGUUGGUGUUCAGGGCUCAGGAUGGGGAUGGCUUGGUUUUAAUAAAGAACAAGGUCGAUUGCAGAUAGCUGCUUGUUCCAAUCAAGAUCCUCUCCAAGGAACCACUGGUCUUGUUCCGCUGCUAGGGAUUGAUGUGUGGGAGCAUGCCUAUUAUCUGCAGUAUAAAAAUGUCAGACCUGACUAUCUCAAAGCUAUCUGGAAUGUGAUCAACUGGGAUAAUGUAUCUUCAAGAUAUGCAGUUUGCAAAUAGUAGGGCAAGAACUGUGAUGUUGCCUGGAUAAUUUUUUUGCAGUAAUUUCUGACAGCUGACUUGCUAAUUUCUCCAUUGCUAAAAAUAUUUUAGCACAUCAAAAAACACAAAAAUUGUUUGCAGUCAAGCUAAAUGUUUGCCUGAAGGCUGAUAAGACUUUAGUUCUUGACAUGCUAUUUUUUGUUUAAAGACAGAGGUCCUUUAUGCAGUACUCUGAAAGAAUGCAGUUCUUAAAUAUCAGUAAGGGAUUAUGACUGAAGUUUUCCUCAAUUGUGUUAUGAUCAGUCAUUCAAGACUUUCCCCUGCAGUACAAAACAGAAAACUAGGUCUACCAGUUCAAAAGCAGAUUACAAGAAACAGUGGUAGUACCUAUUUAUUAAGUUUCAUGAAAAGCUGACUUCUGUGUCUUGAAGAGCAUGGCUAGCAGAGUUUAAACAAAAGGUAAUGCAUUGUAGUCUUCCCAAUGGCAGACAUUUGGCAAACAACUGCUAAUCACGACUAAAUUUGUACUAUAGGUUAUAGGUGCUUGAAGAGGAGGGGCUGCUUUUCAUGAAAUUGCUUGUCUUUCCAAAGAGAAAGAAAAAUAUCCUUUGGCAGUAGAUGUUGGGUAACAAAGCUGAAGAGAUUAAUUGCAUAAAUGUAUAGGAUAUUUGGUUUGUAAUAAAGAGUAUUUAAUGUCUAUUUUUGUCCUUAUGUUGUCGAAAAUGAGACCUAUCAAUUCAUUGGAACUUCUUUAUGAUACUAUUAUAAUGGUUGCUUAAAAAUAAAACCUUCUAGUAUUGGUCUAGUGGGCAAAUAUAUGGAAUUUCUGCCAUGCUUAUUGUGGAUGUCUACAACUAUGGAUUUUUUUACUGUGUAGGAUAAAGUAUGCCAUUAGUAUACUGGACUUUCAGGUGUACUAGGUUCAACUGACAUUUGAAAACCAAGGCUAUGCUGCAACAUAGGCUAUUGUGAUUAUGAGAAGUACACAAAAUGGAGAUGCAGUCUAACACCCUGAGUGAUAGCACUGAGCAAAGUUAAUUAUGUAAAGCAAUAGACUGAAUGUGGAUAUAUCUGCUUUGUAUGGUUAAGAGGAGUGUUCCUGGGGUGAAAUUCAGGAUGGGUCUGGCCUACCUUGUGUUUGAAGUAUGUAUCCAUCCAGACUAGUUUUCUCUCUGUCUUCUUUUACCUGUGCUACCCUAACAGAAAACAAUAGAAAUAUGUAAAAAAAAAAUCAUGUCAGGGUUUAAAAAUGUUUUAAUAAAAAUGCCUUGUUUUA
This is a messenger RNA of Heteronotia binoei (common prickly gecko), 2119 nucleotides long. RefSeq names its product superoxide dismutase [Mn], mitochondrial. Gene Ontology annotation, biological process: superoxide metabolic process. The record is from RefSeq and is a predicted model, not a curated record. Lineage: Eukaryota; Metazoa; Chordata; Lepidosauria; Squamata; Gekkonidae. Gene Ontology annotation, molecular function: superoxide dismutase activity; metal ion binding. The transcript has 5 exons. The coding region runs from base 190 to 861 and encodes 223 amino acids. Gene Ontology annotation, cellular component: mitochondrion.